Molecule: messenger RNA, 1679 nt
Organism: Psammomys obesus (fat sand rat)
Lineage: Eukaryota; Metazoa; Chordata; Mammalia; Rodentia; Muridae
Gene: Gclm
Product: glutamate-cysteine ligase modifier subunit
Exons: 7
Coding region: 290-1117 (275 amino acids)
Biological process (GO): glutathione biosynthetic process
Cellular component (GO): glutamate-cysteine ligase complex
Molecular function (GO): glutamate-cysteine ligase catalytic subunit binding; enzyme regulator activity
Source: RefSeq, a predicted model, not a curated record
UCCAGGAAACGACUCGGUCGUCUCUCCGGCCGCUCGACCGGGCGCCCGCAGAAGCCGCCGCGGCCGUCCGCGCCGGCGCCUCCCUCCGGGCCCGCCUCCCGGUCACCGCCCGGCCUCCUCGGGGCCCCCGAGCGCACACCGGGCUGCGGCCGCGCGGAGUCGGCGGCCUCGCGCUCGCCUGCGGGGCCUGGGGCACCGCUGCGCCCUGCGAGGGGGCCCGCCGCUCUUCCCGCCCGCUCUCCGCGUCCCCGUCGUCCCCCUCGGGUCCCCGCUCCGGGCGGCUGCUGCCAUGGGCACCGACAGCCGCGCGGCCGGGGCGCUCCUGGCGAGGGCCAGCACCCUGCACCUGCAGACCGGGAACCUGCUCAACUGGGGCCGCCUGCGGAAGAAGUGCCCGUCCACGCAUAGCGAGGAGCUUCGAGACUGUAUCCAAAAGACCUUGAAUGAGUGGAGUUCCCAAAUCAGCCCUGAUUUGGUCAGGGAGUUUCCAGAUGUCUUGGAAUGCACCGUGUCCCAUGCAGUCGAGAAGAUAAACCCUGAUGAAAGAGAAGAAAUGAAAGUUUCUGCAAAACUGUUCAUCGUAGGAUCAAAUUCUUCAUCAUCAACUAGAAGUGCAGUUGACAUGGCAUGCUCAGUCCUUGGAGUUGCACAGCUGGACUCUGUGAUCAUUGCUUCGCCUCCAAUUGAAGAUGGAGUUAAUCUUUCCUUGGAGCAUUUGCAGCCUUACUGGGAGGAACUAGAAAACUUAGUUCAGAGCAAGAAAAUAGUUGCUAUAGGCACCUCUGAUCUAGACAAGACACAGCUGGAGCAGCUGUAUCAGUGGGCACAGGUAAAACCAAAUAGUAAUCAAGUUAAUCUUGCCUCCUGCUGUGUGAUGCCACCAGAUCUGACAGCAUUUGCUAAACAAUUUGACAUACAGCUACUGACUCAUAAUGACCCAAAAGAACUGCUCUCUGAGGCAACUUUCCAAGAAGCUCUUCAAGAAAGCAUUCCUGACAUUGAAGCCCAGGAGUGGGUGCCGCUGUGGCUGCUGAGAUACUCAGUCAUUGUGAAAAGCAGAGGAAUCAUCAAGUCAAAAGGCUACAUUUUGCAAGCCAAAAAAAGAAAGGGUUCUUAACUACAACACAGCCUCACAACUCGCUGCUGACCCUAUAUUUAUCUUGAACACAAGAUAAAAAUUCAUAUGAUAAAAUUGAGAUGUGUAAAAAAAAAUCUAGCUAUUACCUACAAGAAGUGUAACUGAGGCAUGUAUUCAGUUGUUUUGGCAGUGUGCUGUCAAGUUUUGAAUACUUCUCCCGCCUCCGCGUCAGCAUACUCACAGGAACCACUGUCUUGUUUUCAUUAAACUAUUGUUUUCUAAUGGAAAUUGUCUAUAAAGAAAAAUACUUGCAAUAUUUUUUCUUAUUUUUAUGAGUAAUAGAAAUCAAGAAAAUUUGUUUUUAGAUAUAUUUUGGCCUAGGCAUCAGGGUGAUGUAUAUACAUAUUUUUUAUUUCCAAGAUUCAUUAAUUGCUUCUUACUCUAUACUUGUAUAACUAAGCAAUUAAAUUACAAUUGUUAAAUACUGGAAGAGAUUUUUUUUUUUCUGUCAUUGGCAAAAUAGUCUAUCUCAGAGUAACUAUAACAGCUGGGAUCUGCUAGUGAUGUGAAUAAAAGUCAUUCUUUGAUCCGUGAAUGGAAA